Molecule: messenger RNA, 324 nt
Organism: Seminavis robusta
Lineage: Eukaryota; Bacillariophyta; Bacillariophyceae; Naviculales; Naviculaceae
Source: the annotation of a GenBank genome assembly
AUGACCACUGCCAACUCUACCUUCAACCAUCAGCUGAAACUUGAGGUCUCCAACCAAACAACUCUACAUCACCGAAUGCAAGACAAUGAUGCCUUCCCGUCGACUGAUCUCGUCCGUCCUCCCCCACUCGAUGAACCGAUUGGAGUCCUCGUCUUGGCAAAAUACAAGCUCCGGUCCAGUUCUCUUCAAGGAAUCAUUGAGUGGCUUUGCAAGGGAAUAGUUCAGUGUUACCGCGUUAUCCUUCUUGCACUCUAUGAAGCCACAAAGAAAGUCAUUCUCCAGCUCAAGCUCAUACUUGUGGACGUGGCCUUUGGACAAGAGUAG